Molecule: messenger RNA, 1453 nt
Organism: Salvia splendens (bonfire salvia)
Lineage: Eukaryota; Viridiplantae; Streptophyta; Magnoliopsida; Lamiales; Lamiaceae
Gene: ATCAN2
Product: Ca(2+)-dependent nuclease family protein
Exons: 9
Coding region: 313-1320 (335 amino acids)
Cellular component (GO): cytoplasm
Molecular function (GO): nuclease activity; nucleic acid binding
Source: RefSeq, a predicted model, not a curated record
UUGGAAAGGCAAUAAAGGCAAUGGAGAUAGCCGUUGACUAAUAAUUUAGGAGCCGCUCCCCUUUCUCUCAAACCGUGGCUUCUCCUCAUUCGUUUCUGAACUCGACUUUCAUCACACCGUUUCCUCCAAUAGAGUUUCACAGAGAGAGAGAGAGAGGAAGCAGCUCAAUUGUAAAUUUCACUUGCAAUUUUCAAUUUGUUUCCCUCAUAAUUGAAUACUACCUUCUUCUGAUUUUUCGUUAGUUUCGAAGUCAAUUGUAAAUCAUAUUCAAAUAUUGAACCCCCAAAUCGGAAUAAAUUCCAAAUUGUAUAAAUGGGAAACGCUCUAAGAUUCCUGUGCGCCAAAUGUUGCGAACCUUCGCCGGAAUCCGAUUCCGUCGGCCACCACGGCGUCACUGCCGAGACUGUCGGAGUUUCCGCCCUCGCUCACGAUCUUUACAACUUUGAAAUCACCAACCAGGUUCCCCAAGAACUAGGUAAGCAUGUUGUGUCAUCCAGAAAAGCUCAAUCCAACUGGUACAAGAAGCUAGCUGUAGCUUGGAGGGAGACAAAACCGCCCCCUAAAUCCGCGGAAGAAGCCUCGCGGCUCGUGAUUCAGACGCUCAAGAGGCAUCAGAAGGCGGACGUUGAGGGUCUCUUAGCUUUCUAUGGCCUUCCAUUGCCUCACACUUUGGUGGAACUCACCACUGGGCCUCCUCCCUCCCACUCCCAGCCUCAAGGUCUCAAGUUCGAAUUACAUACUAUACCCGUAGAUCCGAAGGCUGUGGCAGAUGGCGAUACCAUUACGGUAUAUGUAAAUGUUGAAGACUCUAGGGAGUCCGCAAACAUUCCUAGGGAAGUCCAAGUUGCAGCUGUUGAAAGAGUUAACGCUCGCUCUCAGAGGAAUUAUGAUCGCGCGGAUGAAUUCCACAAGCAUAUCAUUGAUGCAGGGUACAGGGUGAUAAAUCUUCAAAACGAGGAGGUUCUCGCCAAGAAAUACAGAAUACGAUUGAGAGGAAUUGAUGCACCGGAGGGUAAAAUGCCUUUUGGACAAGAAGCGAAGGACGAGCUGGUAAAAAUUGUGCAGAACAAGUGUCUAAGAGUCCUUGUGUUUGAUGAAGAUCGUUAUGGUAGGUGCGUAGGAGAUAUAUAUUGCAAUGGCAUCUUCGUUCAGGAGUCGAUGCUUAAGAAGGGGCUAGCAUGGCACUACAAAGCCUAUGAUCGACGUCCGGAGCUGGAUAAGUGGGAGAAAGAGGCUCGCGCAAAACGCGUGGGUUUGUGGUCGUCUUCUAACCCUGAGAUGCCAUGGGAGUGGAGAAAGGACAGACGUCAAGGCAGAUAGAUAGCCCACCAUCUUGGUCCAAGGAUCACAUUGUGAUUAUGUUGUAUUUAAGCAAAUGGUAUUGAAAUUUUUCCUAACUUGUUAAAACUCUGAUAUUUCUUUCCCUUUCUAAGCACAUCUAUUUAAAAAAUCA